AUGGGUCAAUCAUAUCACCUUCCAACUUCUUCACCAUCAUUUCACCAACCAAGGGCAUUCUUGGUAGCACCACCAUCAUCUUUGCAAAAUUUAGUAUGGUAUCCUAAUUCUGGACACAGUCACCGUGAACUACGAAUGCUUUCCAAAUUUUUGGACUUUGCAUCAAGACAUAACUCAUCUGGUGUUGGUGGCUCUUCUAACCCAUCCUCUCAGACUCCUAUACAAUCUAGUCCAAAUUCGCAAUAUUCAGAUUUUGCCAACCCUCAUGGAUUAGAUGCUAUCGACCUUAAUGAUGAUGAUAUUGAAGAUUGGAGGCAAGAUAGUAUUCAACACUGGCAUUGGAAAGAGGAUGAGAUGCUGAUCAGUGGAUGGUUAAAUGUUUCAACUGACCCUGUAGUUGGUGCCGAUCAAAAGGGGGAAACAUUUUGGAGUCGAAUUCAUAGCUACUGUGUAGAAUUUUGCACCGACAUGACAAGGGGGAUAGUUGCAUGUAAGAAACGAUGGUAUAAGAUCAACAAGGCUAUUGCACAAUUUGCUGGUUGCUACGAUCAAGCUAGUCGAAACAUAAGGAGUGGUUCGAACGCUGAUGAUAUAAAGGAGUUGGCUUAUAAACUUUAUUCCACAAAUUAUGGUCAAAAGUUUACUUUUGAGAGGCAUUGA
Messenger RNA from Arachis stenosperma, 660 nucleotides. Its product is annotated as glutathione S-transferase T3-like. The transcript has 3 exons. The record is from RefSeq and is a predicted model, not a curated record. NCBI's taxonomy places the organism in Eukaryota, Viridiplantae, Streptophyta, Magnoliopsida, Fabales, Fabaceae. Bases 1 to 660 code for a protein of 219 amino acids.